AUGACGUAUCCUGUGAUACUCAGCCGGGGAAUUGGGAACACUCUGGCGGAAAAAGGCCUUGAAAUUCAGGCACUUUUGAGCGUACAAUACAUAAUGCGUUAUUAUCACAUUUCUACGAUUUGUUUCAUGGCGACCAUGCACCCAGCUGAAAGUAAUCCUGCAGCUGGGACGGUUAUCAGCCAGGCGAAAGCGAUGUUUCGGAAGAGUGUCCAGGAAACUCCUUCGCCGCCCCGCGAAGCCCAGCCUACGCAGACCACGGACCCGACCUUGCAGUGGAUCGAUAAAAUACAGAAGAAGACGUACUUCGAUAGUGAAACCAGUAGUGGGUGUAAUUUUAGCAAGGUCCUGACCCAGAGUUUGAAUGACGCGUCUACCCCAGAUCCACAAUCCAACAGAAAUGCCGACUCCUCCGUAGAGAAGAAUCAGCAGUGGUGUCUCAGUCUCUUGUUUAGCAGAUCCUUCAGCGUAGACAGCCCAGAGACCUAUGAGAGGUCCGAUGGCAUUGCUAACGUCGUUACCACCAUGUGCGAAGCUCCCGAAAGCUGCAGUGAGGACUUGGAGGAAGGAGAAUAA
Cotesia congregata is the source of this 573-nucleotide messenger RNA. Lineage: Eukaryota; Metazoa; Arthropoda; Insecta; Hymenoptera; Braconidae. The record is from the annotation of a GenBank genome assembly.